Podarcis lilfordi (Lilford's wall lizard) is the source of this 36636-nucleotide messenger RNA. Lineage: Eukaryota; Metazoa; Chordata; Lepidosauria; Squamata; Lacertidae. The record is from the annotation of a GenBank genome assembly.
ACAAGCCCAGCCACGCCUCGAAUAUCUUCCACUCUAGAUUCAAGUGGAGAAAAUCAUUCUAUAAGGCAGAGAGAGUCUGAUCCUAGUUAGUUCAGCAAAUCGUACUGCUUUAAAAUCUUCUAAGGUAAGUCUUUUACAUAUGCUUGGAUGUAUAUAUGUUAUGAGCCGUAACUAAAUUGUACAUGUCCUUUUCUUGUUACACUGCUUGCAGUUCUGUUAAUCUUCCCUUUGGGCCUGUUAUCUUAACUUCAAGCACCAAACUUUACGUUUAAUGUUUUGUAUAUCAUUACUGAUUUAAACAUUGGUAGAGCUUCAGCUUAGCAAAGCAAGUUUUCUUCAUUGCAUUCAAUUGCAUAAUAGAUUAGCAAUAUGUUAUUUUAUUUUUUUUAAAUGUUACUCUUUUCUUUUGGGGACAGUCUGAUUUACACAGGAUGAAUGGUCUCUGCACUCUCCAAGAAAACUCUGGCUUAUUUUGCCUGAUAGUUUUCCUGUCUCCCCUGCCCACCUCCUCCCCACCCCUAAAACAAAUGGCUACAACUACAUGGAUAAUUUUACAUGGGUAAUUUUCUUACUAAGACAGAUAUUAUCAUUUUUAUUUAAUAACAGAAUUUCACUUGUUCUUGUCACAUAUGGAUGUGAAUAUAAAAUCUUCAGUUAUAUGCUCUUUUAAUCCAGUGGUAUUAUAUACACAUAUGUAUCAGUAAGGUUCAUUCUGUUGUAUGUGAUGCAUCAGCCACAGUUGAGCUCCGCUGACCUAAACUGUUUCCACAAAUGACAUACAAAUUCUCCCAGGCAUUUAAGCAAGUAGCCUUUUGUAUUCAUGCAGGAUUUUUGUGACUCUGGAGGUGGGGCUAAACAUGCUUCUGCAGCCAGACAGGAUCAUGUUCUCCUUUAGUUCAGUACAGUGGUACCUCGGGUUACAUACGCUUCAGGUUACAGACUCCACUAACCCAGAAAUAGUACCUCGGGUUAAGAACUUUGCUUCAGGAUGAGAACAGAAAUCGUGCUCUGGCGGCGCAGCAGCAGCAGGAGACCCCAUUAGCUAAAGUGGUGCUUCAGGUUAAGAGCAGUUUUGGGUUAAGAACGGACCUCCGGAUCGAAUUAAGUACUUAACCCGAGGUACCAUGGUAAUUCCUGAAUAGUAUGGUCAAGAUUCAGCUUCAGUUUACUUCUCUGCAUGCUAGCUUUUGUGCAUUGAGCUAUUUGCAGGAGAUCAGGUGAGCACAGACCCUGGUUCUUUGGCAGGGUUAAGCUUAUUACACAUUAUGUCCAGCAGUUGGACAGUGGAAUGUCUCUCUCCAUUUGCUUCCCCCAAAUCCGCGCCAGAGGGCUCCCCAACCCUGUGGAGCAGAUUUUGAGGAGGACCUGGAGAAGAGGAGGAGGAGGAAGUUCCCUUGCACAAGGAAAAGUUUUGCACCACUGUAAUAGUAAGCAAAGUCCUAGAAUUGUGCUCUAGAAAAAGAAAAAAUCCUGACAAGUUAAAGUACUUAAUUUUUACUUAGGGAGCAAUUCUUUACUUUUGGUAAUGUUUGUCUUCCCGGCUUUUAAAUAAUUAAAAUAGCCCUAUCUUGCUUAAACAGAGAACAGCAUGCUCGAGUAAUAUAUUGUAGUUUGUAGCCUCUUAUUUCAAAGUAGCCUGUGAGAGGCAUUUAAUAAUCACAUCCCACUCUUUUGUGGAACACUGAUAAAGGUGGAAAUGCAUUUCCAAUGUAGUGAAACACCAUGAGACAUUAUUAAUGCAGUGUCACUGCAAAACUGAUAUUUAGCACCCCCAUAUGCUUAACUGGAAUUUAUUGUUGCUUAGUCGGUAACAGCACAAUCAUAUAAUGCCUAUUCCUAAGGAUGCCUACUCAGAAUUAAGUCCCAUUGAGUUCAAUGGGGCCUACUUGCAGAUAAACAAGUAUAGGAUUGCAAACUCAGGUGCGCUCAGUAGCACGGAGUUCCUUCCAUCAGCUUCAGCUGGUGGCCCAGCUGUGCCCCAUUUGGCCAUGGAUAGUGUAAGUAUUGUUCAUCUAUGCUCUGGUAACCUGUAGGUUAGAUUACUGCAGUGUGUUGUACAUAGGGCUGCCUCUGAAGACAGUUUGGAAGCUUCAGCUGGUGGAGAAUUCAGCAGCCAGAUUGCUCACCAAGACCAAACAAGAUCUGAUGUACAUCCCCUGUUGUCUCUCCCCCUCCCCCUUUGCUAAAAGGAGCCACAGGUAGAAGAUUGGGGCAGUGGCACAAUGAAACCCUUUGCAAAAGCAUGCCUCUGCCAGGAUAUAAGAGUUUUUUUCAGAGAAGGGGCAUGUCCCAAGUGCUUGUGAAUAUCUCCACAGUUAUGGCUGGGGGUAGGCCCCAAAAUUGGGCAUUUUGUAGGUGGAGCAGGGUUGGGACAGAGGACUUGCUGGAUCCAUUGUGGGAGUCAUAAAGCCACGGCAAAGGCUUGUAAUAUUGCAGGGUGCCCCCUGACCUCGGCUGACCAGCACUCUGAGCUUUACAAUGUAUUGGAAUGUAUUGACCUUAAAUGGAGUUGUGUUUCCUCUGGGCAGUGAUGACCCUAUAUGGUGAUGGGUGUAAUAAAAGCCUUGACCGGAUGAGGUAACGUGAGACAUUGGCAAACGGCCAUGCGGCUGGAGAGAGACAAGGGAUAAUAAAAAAGCUACGGGAGGAGAGAGAAGUUCGAAAGGAGCUGCUCAUACCAUCCUGAAAAUAUUGCUGGCUCUCUGUGUCUUUAUUUUAUGCUAAACUGCGCCAUUUGUAACGGCUGGCUCCGACAAGUGGUGCCCCGUGUGAGGCUGAAUAAAAGAAUACGUCUGAGGCUUUUAAAAGAAAACCGUGUGAGGCAACUUAAAGAAAACAGUCUGAGGCAGACUAAGAGGAUUUUAAAAGAAAACCGUGUGAGGUUCUUCAAUUCACACAAUGGCAAUCAUCGACUCACUACGCCCCGCAAGGGUUGCAAAGCACUAAUCAUCUUAAAAAGAUCCCGGUGAGUUCAAUCUCUUUUUUCUAUCUUGAUUUUAGAAAAAUGGGCAGCUCUUUGUCUACUCCCCAACAGAAAUUUUUAAAAGACUUAAAAUUUCUCCUCUCCUCCAACAAAUUGGAAGUUCGGGAGGGUGAUUUGAUACAGCUCAUUCUGGCCAUCGAAGAGCAUUCCCCCUGGUUUCCUGCAGAUGGGACUUGGGAAUUAAAACUUUGGGACAAGAUUGGGGCACAUUUUCAUGGGCACCCCAGCAUUGGUCUUCGGAUUCUAAAUGCAUGGUGCAAGGUUCGUUACGCCAUGGGCUCUUUAUCACCAAAAAAUAUCUCCAUGGCUGCAUUGCCAACACAACCUUCAGCUUCUUUAAUUCAGCCUGCUGUGCUGCCAUCUGUUCCAGCACUCGCCUUGCCAGCAGCCCCAGACCCCAAACCUUCAGACUACAGUUCCUCACCAGAGGACCCAAUGCUGCAAAAAUACCGUGGUCUGGCUGGCAAUGAUCCUAAUCUUUCAGCGGCAGAACCAGCUACCCCUUUUCAACGUGCAGUCCUUGCCUGUUCCUUAAUUCAGGAUACUAUGGCAUUCCCUGUUAUUGUGCCCCCUGCUGGUGCCCAACACCAACCUUUUGACUUUAAGAUUUUGAAAGAGCUGCAACAGUCAGUAAAGGCCAAUGGACUCCAAGCCCCAUAUACGCAGGCGCUUUUAGAAGCCACAUUAGCCCAGCUCUUGGUUCCAGAGGACAUCAAGCUUUUGGCCCAUACAGUGUUACCCCCAUCGGCUGGUGUUUUGUUUGCCCACGAAUGGGAAACUGCCUGCCGUGCUUAUGCUCCUGCCUUGUUACAACAAGUCAGAGGAAAUAAUCCAAAUGUUACCCUUGCAGACGUCAUAGAUGCCAUGAUGGGGCGUGGUCCCUUCGCUCAAGCUUCAGUGCAAGCCACACUGCUGCAAAUCUUAUUGAGGGACACUGCUCUUGCUGCUAAACAAGCAAUGAGAAAAAUCCCAGAACCCACCAGUAUUCAAUCAAGGUGGGGUUCAAUCAGGCAAGAGGCAAGAGAAUCAUAUUCUUCCUUUAUGGACAGGCUGCUUACAGCAGUGAGUCACCAAAUUGAAAAUCCUGAAGCCAAACAAAUAAUUAUCAAACAAUUGGCCUUUGAAAAUGCCAAUGAGGAUUGUAAGGUUGCGUUACGACCGAUAAUACACAAUCCUGCCACAGACACAGCAGCCAUGCUUCGCAUUUGUCAGUCUGUAGGUACAGCCACCCACAAGGCUCAUCUGCUGGCAGCAGCGCUAAAUGAAAACCAGCUUGUAGCCACCGAUACAACUUGUUUCCAGUGUGGCAAACCAGGAUCACCGAUACCCCAGUGGGGGUAGAACAGUGGCCUCUACCAAAAGAAAAAUCCGCAGCAGCGGCACCAGCUAUCUCUGACCAGCUUAUUUCUGAACAAUUGACUUUCGGCCACAUUGAACCAUCUUCAUCCCACUGGCUCCAGCAGACAGGGAACGGUUUGCUUUUACAUUGCCAGCAUAUCACAGUUCGCAGCCCACCCAGCGAUAUCAGUGGGUUGUCCUGCCUCAAGGCAUGCGGAACUCCCCUACACUUUGUCAACAUUUUGUGGGUGAAGCAUUGAAACCUUUCCGCAUGCGCCACCUAGAGGUGCUGCACACGAGCUGCAUCUGGCAGUGUUUGCCUUCCUAACCAUUUGCCUUGCCAUCCUUUGCUGCACCGUUAUACAAGGAAGAGAAGCAGACGACCCUGUCCAGUUGAAACCACCAUAUUUCACCUCAUCGGCUGGCAAGCAGCUGUCGCCAGAAUUCUACUCUGGCUGGCAGUAUCCACAGCUCAGCCACUUUCGAACUAGAAGAACAGCGUUGUUGAAUAAGACUUUUAGGGGAGAAAAUUAUCAUAAGUUAUGGAGGGAUAAUAUUUUUGUACAAGAUAUGAUUAUGUUUGCCAGUUUAUUGCAUGCUUCUAAAUGUUGGGUGUGUAUGCCAGUCAUUCAGGCAUAAUGCUUCAUGGUGUGCCUGUCAAUGGAUCUUUUCAAUUUACUAAUAUUAUGUCCCCUAAGCAAACUUUUUGGCCUCCAGUACAAUUGACCCUCCAUGAGCCUGCCCCAUUUGUUUUCAAAUUAAAGAGGGGAAAGAAUCAUGGGGCAUAUAUCCAAACUGUCAAUAUACAUUGAAUUUCACUUUUAAUAGCUCUUGUUCUCUUACAGUAACAUACAGUGACCAAUCUCAGUGCUAUAGGAGUGACACCAGUGCAUGGCUAAUAAACUAGAAAGGAAGCCUACCAUGCAGCUUGGAAUCAGAAUUCUUAUAUUCUUGGCUUCCAGAUGGAAGUUGGCUUCGACAUUUAUUGAUUUUAGUGAUCAUUAUAGUAGUUAUUUGCAUUAUUUUGUGUUGCUGUAUACAAUGUAUUCCUUCUUUAAUUUCUAUAUGUACUGCAUGGUUCUCCAGUCCGCGGCCCGCUUCUGGUGUCACAAGAGUCGCUUAUCGCGCUCGAUAUAACCAUAUUGGUACUGACAUAUAUGACUCUGAUUAAUAAAAUAAAGAAAGAGGGCAUGUGGGAGUCAUAAAGCCACAGCAAAGGCUUGUAAUAUUGCAGGGUGCCCCCUGACCUCGGCUGACCAGCACUCUGAGCUUUACAAUGUAUUGGAAUGUAUUGACCUUAAAUGGAGUUGUGUUUCCUCUGGGCAGUGAUUGUUGAUUUAAGCAGAGUCUCGUGCCCAGCGGAAGGAUGAGGAAUACGUGAUACAUACUCUAUAUAGCUUUAUUUACAGUUCAAAGCUGGUAUAUUACAGAAAGACAUCUUGCCUUUGCCGGAGCAGAAAAAUGCAUCCUCUCUCCUCGACAGCUCGGAGAGAAUCACACAGUGAAAAACAGGAAACCAGUGUACGUCACAUCCAGUCUCCUUUCCCGUGAGAAACUCCAACAGUACAGACUGUGGAAUGUAAACACCUGUCUCGUGACAAGCAGAGCUGCACAGUGAAGGAAAGCAGAAACUAACAUCCUCCCCUUUCUGUGAACAUCACUGGGCAGCGUGUUUGCACAAUAUCAGUACAAACCCAACUUCUGCACAUAGGUACAGUGUUGAUCCCUCGAUACAAUCUUGGACAAUACAUCAGCAGGAAUUUCAUUACCUGGCAUAUAGGACACCGUUACGAGUCCCUUCUGAAUACAUUCCCUAGCAUGCUGCAACUUUAAUUGUAAGUGCUUUGUGCUUUGCUUACAACCUUCAGACUUCAGCAAAGCCAAACAUGCUUUGUUGUCCUGGUAAACCUGGAUUGGACAUUUGACAGGAAUUUUCAUAUCUUUGUACAAUUGUACUAACCAUUCACAAUCCUUAAGUGAAUAAGACAGUGCAUUCAGUUCGGCUUCACAAGUACUUAAGCUAACUGUUGUUUGCUUCUUGCAUGACCAAUCAAACAGACUCUGAUUGUACAUAUAGCAAACUCCAGACGUACCUUUCCUGUCUGUAGCGUCACUUCCAAAACUUGCAUCUGCAAAUAUCUCAAGACCACCAGACUUCUGAUUGUUAAAUCUCAGUCUGUAAUGCAUAGUGCCUUUCAAAUACCGCGCUAUGCGUUUCAGAGCUUUCCAAUCCUUGACACUAGGAUUGUUGACUUGUCUGCUUAGCAAAUUACAGCUAACAGCAAUGUCUGGUCUUGAACAUCUGGCAAUGAAGUUUAGCUUGCCUAGCACACUCCUGUACAGUGUAGUGUCAGAAAAUGCUUCUUCAGUGUCAUCUACCUGAUAACCUGUUGUCAUCGGUGUGUCUACAGGGUUAGCAUCCAUCAGAUUUAGUUUGCUUAACACAUCAGCAAUUUUCCGUGACUGGUGUACUAGAAUGUUACCAUCUUGAUCUCUCUCUAUUUCCAGAGAUAGGUAGUUGUUUACCUCACCAAGAUCUUUCAUGUCAAAGUGCUCUUUCAGUUGAGCUAGGGCGCUAUUGUACAUUGCAACAUCUUUCCAAAAGAAUAAUAAAUCAUCAACAUAAAACAAACAGUACAGUUUCUUUUGCCCCUCCUCUUUGACAAAUACACAUGGAUCAGCUUUCCCUUGCUGAAAACCUAGAGAAAACAAUACUUCAGUGAGUUUUGUGUGCCAACACCGUGCACUUUGUUUGAGACCAUAAAGGGAUUUCUUCAGAGCACAAACAAAUCCCUGUUUAACCUGUACGCCAUCAGGUGGAAGCAUAUAAAGUGAUUCAUCUAGAGAUCCGUACAGAAAAGCUGUAUUAAUAUCAUGGUGACUAAUGUGUAGAUUUUCCUCUGCAGCUAGCUUGAGCAUAAGCCUAAUGCUUUCAUAUCUCACUGUGGGUGAAUAGGUCUCGUGAUAGUCUUGACCUGGUACCUGUGCAAAACCUCUGGCUACCAAUCUGGCUUUGUGUCUGACUAUCUUGCCAUUUUGAUCUGUCUUCGCUUUGAAGACCCAUUUGCUUCCAAGCAGUUUCAUUCCUGGAACUACUGGAACUAGCUCCCAUGUUUUGUUCCUUUCUAAGGAAUCAAGCUCAGCCUUCAUGGCAUUUAACCAUGGCUCAGCUUCCUUUGAAUCCAAACCCUGGAUUUCUUGGAAACUUGAAGGUUCAAAUACCUUCUUGGAGCUUUUAACAGCUGUUACUGCUAUCUUAGCAAACUCAUCAGCAAAUCUCUUUGGAGGUUUGCCUUUGUGGCUCUCUGUGACCUACGAAUUAGCCUUAAGUCUUCAACACUCUCCUCUUCCUUCUUAGGAGAAAAACGACCUAUUGUGAACAAUGGUUCCUCCAAUUCUUGAUCAGAGCUUUCAGAGGGUCGCAUAGAGGCUUUCGCACUCUUGAAAUCCUCUGAAUCACCCGAUUCAGUUUCAGAUUCAGACUCAGAACCUUCAUCAGUGGGUGUGGGCUGUUGUGGUUGCUUUUGACUAUCCUCAGUCUCAUCACCGUCAUCAGGAUAACAUUGGAAAAUUCCCACAUUCUCCCCCACUUUGCAUUGUACUCAACACUUCUCGUGAGCUUAAUUGUCUUAGAGUCAGUCAUCAUUAUUCUGUAAGACCCUUUCUGAUAACCUAGAAAGAUACCAUGCAAUCCACGCUUGUCUAACUUGGAGUUUUGUGGUGAGCGAACCCACAUGUCAGAACCAAAAAUCUUCAUGUGUUUGAUGUAUGGCUUCUUGCCAAACAUCUUCUCAUAGGGGGUACAACCAAUCGCUGAAGAUAAUCUGCGAUUGUAACUGUAAACAAAACACGAGAGAGAUUCGGCCCAAUAACUCUCUGGAAGAUUGGCAUCAUGCAGCAAGGUUUUUAAGCCUUGAAGCAAUGUCUGAUUUGCCCGUUCCGCAAGUCCAUUCUGCCAUGGCGAGCGAGGACUAGACAAAUCGUGUUGAAUUCCUUUCUCAGUCAGAAAAGCUUCAAACUGCUGAGAAGUGAAUUCCCCGCGAUCACUGAAAAGAGUCUUUAUCUUCUUACCAUGCACAUUUUCCAACCAAGCACAGAAUUCCUUGAACCUAGGAAAAGCCUCCGAUUUCUGCUUGAGAUUGUACACAAAAAUAUAUCUAGAAAAUGCAUCAAUGAGAACCAUGAAGUAUCUAUUUCCACCCAAAGAGGGCGCUAGUGGUCCAACCAAAUCAGCAUGAACAACCUGGUAUGGUUCUGUAGCUUUCCUACUAGACACCUUACCUUUCGCAGCCAUUUUCACCUUGUUUGCUGCGCAUGCUUUGCACUUCAUGUGGUACCUGCAGGGUUUAAUAGUCAUACCUUCAACCAAGGCAGGCAUUUUAGAUACUGCCUCAAAAUGCAAAUGACCAAAUUUUCGAUGAAAAUCGUGAAUACAUUCUGCAUGCAAACUUUUGUUAGAACCUGCAAUGCAACAAGUGUCAUCCUGCACCACAUCAUCAUAAUACAAAACAAACAAAUGAUCAACAUAUUCUGCAUGCAAUACAUAAUCAUUUUUCUUUGUGAUGAUGCACUUCUUGUUCUUGAAGGAAACGUCAAUGUUCCGCUCAUUCAGCUGUCCAACGCUGAGCAGAUUAUGUUUGGCGUCUGGCACGUAAAGCACAUUCUGUAUCGAUAAGUCCAAACUGUGAAGAACAACAGUUCCGUAGCCUUUACUGGGAAUAGUGUGGUCAUCCGCCUGGUGAAUCGCACCUUCCUGCGGUGUAAAAGACACAAACAGUCUCUUAUCGUUGCACAUGUGGUGGGUGGCCGCUGAAUCAACAACGAAGAAAGAUCUAGACGUCUUCUGGACCUCUGCAACCUUUGGAGUGAAGCGUGAAACCAUAGCCUUGUGCUGCGUUGUCCUAGACACCGGACCUUUGCCUUUGCCUCGGCCUUUUCCGCGCGAUGAGCUUUCGCUACGCUGCUCUGUCUUGGCCCUGGGAUGUCUGCAUUCCCUCUUCAUAUGGCCUAGACGUCCACACGAGUAGCAUUUCACUGCCUUCAAAGCUUUAGCGCCAUCUGGUGGUUCCACUGCACUAUGGGAUGACGUCUGUGAAGACUCCCCCUUGCCCAUGCAGCUAGCACCCCGGCGAUCUGCUUCAUUUAAAAUCACGGCAGUAACAAAGUCCACUGUCAGCUGAGCAGUUGGUUGCACAGCAAUCUGGGUUGCAACAGACUCCCAACCUGAACCCAAAGAUUGUAGUAUCAUGAAAGAAUACACAGCCUCUGGAAAGUUGAGUCCUCUCUGUUGCAGCUCAUGUCUCAGAUUUUGCAUCUUCAUCAGAUGUAAACGCACAUCUCCACCUUCAGCAAGAGCCAUAUUAUGCAGCUUGUUAAAGUAAAACAUAGUGGAUCCAGCUUCUGUCCUUAAGUGAGCCUCUCUCAGAGCGUCCCAAAUUUCUCUGGCUGAGGUCUUAUCACGCAAUAGACAGAGCUCCUCUGGGGAUACUAUCAAUGUAAGAGUUCCCCUUGCUUUGGAAUCCUUAGCUUCCCAUGCAUCUGUAACUGGAACUGGGGGGGUUCCUGUAAUCACCUCAAACAAACCCUCUUUCCGCAGAAUUGCCUCUGCAUACUGAACCCAGUCGCUGUAAUUUUUCUUGUUGAGCUUAGGAAUCCCACAAGCAUCCUGAAGGGCCAUCAUGACUCUAGCAUUAGCCUUCAGCGUCAUAUAUAUGCUGCUUUAAAUCUUGCUGCGUCACUGCUGCAGCUGCCUUAUUACAAAGGCGCACUUAAAAGUUACUUUCGAUUUCCCCAGCAUAGUGACUUGUGCCUGGGAGCCUUUUGCCUAUUCCCGGCAAAACCGGCUUUAAAAGUUCAAAGUCCAGCCAUAAAGCCAUUAACUUGAAGCUGGCAGGCUGCCCGGAGCAGUAGCACAUACCUCAUCAAUCACUUCUACGCGCAGAGCAGAUUCCUUUCCGAUCCGUCCCUCUGCAUUCCGAUCCUUUGCCGGCACUCCGAUUCGACCUCUGGGCCCAUAACCAUGUGUUGAUUUAAGCAGAGUCUCGUGCCCAGCGGAAGGAUGAGGAAUACGUGAUACAUACUCUAUAUAGCUUUAUUUACAGUUCAAAGCUGGUAUAUUACAGAAAGACAUCUUGCCUUUGCCGGAGCAGAAAAUGCAUCCUCUCUCCUCGACAGCUCGGAGAGAAUCACACAGUGAAAAACAGGAAACCAGUGUACGUCACAUCCAGUCUCCCUUUCCCGUGAGAAACUCCAACAGUACAGACUGUGGAAUGUAAACACCUGUCUCGUGACAAGCAGAGCUGCACAGUGAAGGAAAGCAGAAACUAACAGUGAUGACCCUAUAUGGUGAUGGGUGUAAUAAAAGCCUUGACCGGAUGAGGUAACGUGAGACAUUGGCAAACGGCCAUGCAGCUGGAGAGAGACAAGGGAUAAUAAAAAAGCUACGGGAGGAGAGAGUUCGAAAGGAGCUGCUCAUACCAUCCUGAAAAUAUUGCUGGCUCUCUGUGUCUUUAUUUUAUGCUAAACUGCGCCAUUUGUAACGGCUGGCUCCGACAAUCCAUGACCCCUUUAUUCCUUGAAGAAGAGGUCUCAGGAUCAGACCUUCCCUCUGUGGCAGCCUGAAGCUAGUAUAACAGUUCUCCGUGUUAUUGGAAUGGAAGAGAAGAAAAGAAAAGGAAAAAGAGAUACAUGGCAACGCGGAACCCCCUGCUAUGCCAGCCUCCUACUCUGACUUGCCAGGAGCCAGCAGGGCUUUGAAAGCUGCUAUUUACCGCUUCGUACCCCUCCACAUCCCACUUAGGAAUGCACUCAUACUCACUUUGUUGUUGAGCCUCAUAAAUAUUUACUAGAAAUUCAAAUAUGGGUUUGGAAGACUCAGCGCUUGUUUGCUGAUGAGUUUCUCUCAGGGGAAAUUCUCACAAGGAUUACAUCCGGUCCAUAUUGAUUGAGUUCUGUAGUGGUGAAAAGUUGUUUCUUCUUCUUCUGAGUGACACCACAAAUAGCAUUGUGGUGGUGAUGUUAACUGAUUGCAACACUCCUUGCGCUAAAUCCUUAGCUCAGGAGCCUUGGAAAACCCUUUCAUGUCUCGCGCGAUCCCUGCGGUGAGCAGUCUGCAGCUGUUUUCAACAUACGUAUAUUAAAACAAGGAGUUGCUCAUCUGUAUUUAGGGCUUCUCAAGGCUCCUACUGUAGAUGACAAUAGGCUAGUUUGCAUGAUAUGUGCCUGCCUAUCUGACAGCCCUGAUGCAUGGAUGGGAGUGAGCAGACACAUCGCCCCACCCACCCACCUAGCGUGUUGUUCCCUUCUUAUGCACACUUGGACGGAUUGCCCUGCUUCCAUCUAUACAUACACAGGGGGGGAACAUCCCCACAAUCCAUGCACUUUGUACGUGCAUAGCUAGAACCUGGACUGAUGCCACAAGUACAGAUGGAGAUGGUGCACCAGAGGGAUCAGAAACAGCUGUGGGCACUUGAUCCCCUCCAAAAGGUGGGCCAUAAUCAAAGUGGCUAGGGCUCAAAAGCCUGGCUUUCUUUUAGAUGACUGAAAAGAGUAGCACCUCAAAGAGUACUAUGAAACAGUGUGGUUGUGCGUAAAUAUUUCACAUUAACUUGGCAGUAUUCUGAAAGCAAGUAUUCUUCCUCCUUUAUUGUUGUGCUAGCAGCAGAGGCAGUGCAAACAUACAGUGCUAACUUUUAACAGCAGGUAGUGCACAGUAGGAAUCAUCUUUAUGUUGUAAAAUUGGUUGGUGAUUGUUAUUUGAAUAGUUGGGCAUGAGACUGAGAGCAUGGGGAAAGCUGAGAUUUCUGUACCUUCUAUAUGGGUGGUUUUUUUGUAAACUGUUCAAAGGUUCACUUACAAUCCAGUGGUAUAUACAUUUUCUAAAAAAAUACAAGGUGUGACCAGAAAAUUCGGUGAACGGUCACGGAAAUCGGACAGCAAGAAAUAUUUGAACAUACAUACCUUACAGGCCUUCAAAGUAGGCCCCCUCUGAUACAACGCACUGUUGACAAUGUUCGUAGAACUGUUGGAAACUUCUGAAGAAGUCCUCUUUUCAUACUGCUUUCAGUUCCCUCAUCACAGCAGCUUGGACAUGUGAAAUGUUGGAAAAUCUUUGCCUUUUCAGUGCAGAUUUCAGUUUUGGAAAAAGAAAGAAAUCCGGUGGGGCCAGUUCGGGAGACUAUGGAGGGUGGGACAACUCAGUAACGAUUGCACACAGAAUAUGCAAUUCUUCCGCCAUCAUUCGGACGGACAAACGCCAAUCCUGCAUCAAUAACUCAUGAACUCUGUCGACAUUUGAAAUAUUUUUUUAAAAUGUCCAGUAGCAAUUUUUUUAUAUAUUUCGACUGCGUCAGACCAACACGGCUACCUACCUGAAUCUGUUGACAUUUGCUGCCAUUCUGCUCGUUGACGGUCUGCCAGACCAAGGGUCAUUUUUGAUGGUUUGCUGCCCUUCACGGAAAUGCUUAAACCACUCAUACACUGUCUUACAAGUUACAGCUUCAUACACAAUUGUGAGCAUUUCGUGGGUUUCCGAUGCUGAUUGUAUGCUCACAUAUUUCUCACUGUCCGAUUUCUGCGACCAUUCACCGAACUUUCCGGUCACACCUUGUAAAUAAAGUAAAUGUGAUGGAAUCACUUUGCUGACUUGCUCAUCUUUCCUUCUCUCCAGCAUCCUAUUUGUGUUUUUUAAAAAAGGGAAAAAAUGCAAGCUCUCCUUAUUCAGUUCUGAAGUGCUGUCAAAUGUACAUUCAAAUGGAGUUUUCAUUUAAGUGAGAGAAGAAGGGAGAGGAACAUGGGCUGAGAUAAGUCAGCACUAGAUCUUGUUGGGUGGGUAGUCUCAUCUUAUGGUUUAGUCACUGCUUGGCACUGGACUUGGUUGCAUCUGAGAGGAGUACUUCUUGUUGCUCUUUUCCUUUUAAAGAGAGAGAGUGAAGUUCUUGCCUAGCUUCCUGACUGCUGGGUCCUUUUAUGCUUUCCAUGCCAGUUGUGAUGGCUGAAUGGCUACAGGUUAAUGAAUGAACAGUAAUCUACAGGUUAAUGAAUGGAAAACGAAAGGGAGAAUCUUCUUAAUGAGCAAUGAAAAGAAGCUGGAAGUAGUGGUUUUCUUUAUUAGCCACCAAAUUGAAUUACCUCUUCCUCCCCCUGCCCCCAAAACUUUUGAACAUUUGCUUUAAAAAGCCUAUUUCCUUGCUCCCUGGACACACUGUAAGUAGUGAAGUUCUACUGUUGUUAAUUCAAACUGUGUAGCAGCUGCUGUGGCUAUUAUUAACCAGCAAUGUGCCUGGCUAUUUUCUCAGUGUGUCAUUAAAUAAACACGUUGUCAAGUCUACUGACUUCGCAGACUCUAGAAAUUUACUUUUAAUCAUUAGUUGUUCAAUUUCCAAGUUUUAAACUACACAAACUUAGCUUCCUUGGGGAGUUUUAAGUAGAGGUUGGAUGGCCAUCUGCCAUGCAUGACCUAGCUGAGAUUCCUGCAUUGCAGGGGGUUGGACUUGAUGACCCUCAAAGGGUCCCUUCCAACUCUACAAUUCUAUGAGUCUCGUUCAUUUUGAAUAUAAUCCAAGAAAGCCCAUGCUUUCAAAGCAUGUAUGUUAAGCAAAAUUCAUGCUGGAAUGUAAAUGUCUAAAGAUAGGAGUUCUACAUGUCUCUAGACUGCCAUUAAUUUUCAGCCCAGUUUUUUAUAGCGGCAUGGUUGUAAAAUAAAGGUUCAGCCAUAGGAGUCGUUGAAUCUUUGAGCUAACAAUAGUUGUUGCAGCUCAAUGUUACACAUCAUGUUACAUUGGUUUUGCAGAUUCCUUACUCCAGUCGUGGGGUAGAGUGUCUCCAUAUUCUUCUACCAUUCCUAUUCACUUUAAAUAGGACGUGCAUGAUAGCAUCAAUAUAUCCAUAAAUAAAACAAAACCCUAUAAAUUACAUGUUACAUCAGAAGGAAUUCAUCUGAUUUAUGGGUUGCAUCCAUCUAAGUUCUACUAAGAGUAAAGAUAAAGGUAAAGGGACCCCUGACCGUUAGGUCCAGUUGCAGAUGACUCGGGGGUUGCGGCGCUCAUCUCGCUUUAUUGGCCGAGGGAGCCAGCGUACAGCUUCCGGGUCAUGUGGCCAGCAUGACUAAGCCACUUCUGGCAAACCAGAGCGGCGCACGGAAACUAAGAGUAGGCAAAUUGAUAUUAGUGGGUCCAAAUCAGUCAUAAUUCAUUAAUUUCAAUUGGUCUCCUAGUGAGCCAGAUAUGUGUCUCUCCCUACCCCACAGAUCAGCUUUUGACAGGGAAUGAGGUCACCCACCUGUCAGUCAUCUGGCAUCAUGAUAUCAGGAGACUGAAAGUUGGGUGUUCCCUCCUUCAUGUAAACAUUGACCUGAGGGGUGGGAACGUGCUGGCAAAUCAGCACCCAACAGGAUUGACCACCACUCCGCUAUCCAUCAGCUGAAAUCACCCAUGUGGUUUGGCGUCCCAGCCCAAAUUUGACCUCCUGGUGGGCCAGUAUUGGCCCCUGGGUCAGAGGUUCCCACCCCUGCCUUCAGCUGUCAACAUUUCGGGCAGGGCCAGCCCACCCAUUAGGCAGACUGAGUAAGCAGCAGGGAGAGACUAGAGGACAGAGCUGUGUGCCCCCAUACAACCUGCUAGGUACCCCUAAAAGCUAACCUGCUUCCCUCAGGUGUGGUGGAGAAUGUUGUCCCAUUGCCAUUGCUGAAUUAAGGUUCAGCUGUCAGCCUGGUCAGCUUCUGUACACAGUAUAGGGCUCUGUCAUCUUGUCCUUUGCCUCAGGUCACAAAAUUUAUUGGAUCAGCCCCAAGUUUGAACAGUACAUAGUUGAGAAUAUGCACAAUUUAGACCUAGACUCUCUUAUUCAAUCCAUAAGCAAUAUCUCAUAAUCUAGAAAAAAGACCAAAGGCCGUCAUUUCUAAAAUUUACAGCCAGCAGUUAAAGCAACUUGCAUUUUUCCGGGGGGGGGGGGGGCGGACGGGACAGCACAAAGCAAGCAUAAUUUUAGAGCUGCUACCUGAUUAAAGGAAACCUUAAUCAUAUCAUUCUAGAUUAUUCCAUCAAUUAACUUUUUGUAUUUUUAAUGAUGCACGCAUUGUCACAGCAGACAUCAUCUCAGAAGAGGCAUUCUCUCCUAAAAGGCAGAGUGCUUCUUUUAAAAGAUGCUUGCCAUCUGCAAAUAAUGUUGUGGGUUUUUCCUUCUUAAUUGCUUUCCAGUUCAUUAGGGGCAAUUUUUAAAAUCAAUUAACGUAGCUAAGUAACUGGUUAUGCAUUGCAGUCCAAAACAUUUUAAUGAUUUUCUAAUGAUUAUUUUUCUUCUCUAGCAGAUGGUACGUGAACAGUAUACUACAACAACACCAGGUACUAACCUACAGAGACCAGAAACGCAAUAUGUCUACAACGUUGGCAUCUACGGUUGGAGGAAGCGUUGCCUUUAUCUCUUCGUCCUCCUCCUAAUCAUCAUCCUAGUUGUGGAUCUUGCUCUGACCAUUUGGAUUCUUAAAGUGAUGUGGUUUUCUCCAGUAAGAGUCCUUCAUCAUCUUUUUUUUUUUGCAUGUGUAACUAUUGUCUGAAUAAACUGCACUUUUAACCUGAUAAUUUCAUGGCAAACCAAAUUGUAAAUAAUGCAUUUGAUGUCCCUAAGGUAAUAAAUCAACUUCUGAUCCGUAAAGGGUGCUAAGAAAAGAAGUAUUGCAGAUUUUCUCAUUUCCACAGAAAUGCCUGUUUCCUCCCCACAAAAAAAGAAAUUAGGGGGUUGGACUUAUUUUUCAUGGCUUCAGAAUUUCUGGAAAGUUUACAUCUCUACGGAACACCACUAUAAGGAAGUGCCUAUUGUGGUUCUUCCCACACCCCCGAUGCUGUCUUGUUGUAAUGUUGUCAUAAUCUUUCCCCUCUUUUCUCAUCUGGUCAGGGUUCCUCUUGUGCAUUUUUAUCCACUGUUUGAAGAAGAUGGGCAUGAUACUCUGGUGAGAAUUUUAAAAACACUUGAGUAAGAAAUGCAGUGAAUCUAAAAGCUUGGAGUCUUUUGUCAUUACAGAUUGGAAUGGGAUACCUUUAUGUUCAAAGCGAAGGACUUCGGCUAGAACGGGAGUCAGAAUUUUUAUAUCCUUUAUAUGCCAAAGAAGUUCACUCUAGAAAGGUAAGCAAGUCUGCAAUAUUCUGCUCACACACACAUUCAGGCUUAAAUCCCACUAAGUUGAGCGAGGCUUUCUAAGCAAAUACGCUUAGAUUUGGGCUGUAAGUCAGGUCAUCAACAGGUCGUCUGAAAAUUCGCAAUGGGUACAUGUCAUAAAUUAUCAUCUACAAGACUUAUGUAGGCUAAAGUCAGCAAUGCAUUGUGGGUCUAGAGAGGGAGCUGUUGUCAGUCUGGAUUCAUUUUUCAAUACACCCAGUCACAUCAGAAGGUGCUGAAACCAGAGACAAGGUCAAGAGUGACCCUGUCUUGGACCUUAGGAUGAAGGAACUGAUAGCUCAUUAUUGUAUUUAGCUUGUCUAAGAGGCUGUGUACAUUUAAAGUGCACCCCCUCAAAGAAUCCUGGGAUCUGUAGUUUGUUAAGGGCGCUAGGAAUUGUUGUUCUGUGAGAAGUAAACUACACUUCCUAUGAUUCUUGGUGGGGGGUGUCAGAAGUGAAGGACUGGGGAAAUGGAGGAAAAUAAAAAGACACAGGUAUCAUAGGAGCCAACUCCUAGGGUCUGUGGGAGCUUUGACCCCCCACAAUAAAAUAUUUGAGGAGGCUGGGCCCCUGCAAAGUUGAUGGGCAUUCCCAUUCAAAUGGUAUGUGUGUGCACUGUGUCAUGUGAUUGAUUAUGUGGGGCGGGGCUUACCUGGGCCCCCACAGUAUUUUCUCCAAGUUGGCACCCCUGACAGGUAUAUUCAAGGAGUGGUUUGAAUGCUUUUGAACAGGGCUGAGGCAAGCAGGGCCUGCUUAGUUACCCGUGAGUAAAACGUUACUCAUUUAUAUCAUAGGCUACUUGAGAGCAUUGAAGGCACUAAGAUGUUUAGCUUUUCCUGUGGUGAAUAUCUGAAAGUUUUCUAAAUUUGCAUCUCUUUCUCCUCAUCCCUUAAACUAGGACUCAUCUCUGCUUUUGCAAUCCACUCAUAACGUGACUCUAAAUGCACGCAAUCCUGAUGGGAACGUCACAGGCAGAUUAAGUGUGGGUAGGUUUAAGCUACGUUUCUUCAGUUUGCAUUUUGAAGGUUUUGAAUAUGCACAUUCAUUGUGGUGAUCCCAUUUCUAUCCAGAGGCCAUACAAAUGGUCUUGGAUAGUCAACUCAAGUAGGGCUGCUGUCCAAAAGGAGCAGGAGUGAGAGAGCACCAAAUGCAAUUGAAUAGCCACAUCCAGAUAUAAGGGGUAGAGCAUUAGGUUUCCCACACCCCUUACAAAAUGGGAGGGGGGAUUCAAUUCUUUCCUGGUUGGGGUGUGUUGCCAUCCAUCAUCAGGCCUCUGUCUUCCCCCUUGGAAGGAGAUCUGACGCUUCCUAUCAGGGAACACAAAACUGCAGGACCUGCAAAGCAAUUCUUUUAUCCCUUUACUGGAAAGGAAAACCUGAGCUAAUUGCUUUAAUCGUUGUCUCCUCCUUUGCAGGUCUUCCCCAAGCUGUUUAAGCCCUAGAGAGGAUACCAGUGUCCAAUUUGUACAACCAUUUAUGUGAUAAGCAUGCUACACUGAUGUGGAUUAGAUAUGGACUAGUUAGAACUUAAGCAUGCAGUUUUAUACACAGGGAGUAGGAAAAAUUGAACACAGUGGGAUUUUCUUCUGAGAAAAGAUGCAUAGGAUUGUUCCAUAAGAUAGAUAGAUAGAUAGAUAGAUAGAUAGAUAGAUAAAUAAAUCAUAUGCAACCUGUAAUUCUAAGGGGUGAUUCAGUUCUACACUAUAUCCAUUCUUCUCCACUUUUCACAGCAGAGUCACAUGUGCACAUUUUUGCAUAGUGUGUUCCACCUAGCUCAACCCCAAAGUAUUUUUCCCUUUUAUUUGAUUAGGAAAAUUCUACUUUUUCUCCUAAUGAAAGCUGGAAACUGGGACCAUAAUCUACAGUGCAAUCUUAUACAUCUCUAUUCAGACAUGAGUCCCACUGUGUUUAGUAGGGCUUAUACCCAGGUAAGAAGGAAUAGGAUUGCAGUCCCAAUGCCCUAAACUUUAUAAACAUAUUGUUAUAGAUGUAUGGGUGUUCAAUGUUUAGGUUUAAUAAAUGUUAGAAUUUAAUUAGAAUUGGUACGUUAGAACAGGGAAAUGUGGUGGACCCACUUAUAAGCCCCUGUUAUUAGCAUAUAUGAAAACUAAUUAAGUCAGGCAGAUAUCUUAAAUUGUGACCCUUCCUUAAUCUUGGGGAAUCAACAUGAAUCAGGUGUUUAUUGAACUUAAUUUCCUUUGGGGUAAUGAGCUGUUAGCAAGUCAGAGGAUGAGAGUGCAAAUCCCAUUUGCAAAUGGGUGGGCUUCCUCCCUCCCUGAACACAGGAUUUCAUUUAAAAGACAAUACCAGUGUUCUUGGGGUAGGAAUGCUGUGGACCCCUGCAUUGUAGGCUUCAAGUUAUAUAUGUGUGUAAAUGAACCAUAUAUCCUAAAGACACCACAGUCUCUGCUGUGCCUUAUUGUCCCACAGGAAACAGAUCCUGGGUUAAAGUGCUCCUGGUACCCCUGGAAUCUAUAACACCUGCUCAGAGAUAGGGGUGGUGUGUCACAAUAUAUUGUAUCAUUGGCAGCUCAUAAAUGCAACUUAAGAAAAAGCAAAUGAUAAUGGUUCUGUUAAAAUACUAGUAAUUCUUGUGUGCUUCUUAGGUCCGGACAUGGUACAAUUUGAUGGUCAGGAAUUUCAGAUCAAGUCCAUGAAUCUGGAUGGAAAGCCUCUGUUUACAGUGGAUGAAGAUGAAGUUGCAAUUGGUACAGACAGACUUCGAGUCACAGGUUUGCAUGCAAGUGUAAGAAACAGCUCAAAAACAUCCUUUAAGAUGUUUAUUCUAAAAGCAAAACAAACUCACUGCUGCAGAAAACAGUCAUUCAUUAACCAUAGGUUUCACUUUCUAUGGUAUUUUGUUUACUGCUGGCCCCAACUUUAGUUGAUGGAGACAAAAUAUCAUCUUCAAAAUUUCACUCACACUGUUAAAUGAAAGCACUUAUUUCAGUUUUAUUAAUUUGUUGGUAGAAUAAAGAUGACAGUCUCUUAAUUAAAUUUCAAUAAGCUGACGCUCAUAGGAAAAUGAUGCAAGUUGACUAACAAUCCUGUUCUAUCAAAAACAAGAAAGAGUAUUGUGGCAGCUAACAAAUAGCACAAGCUUUUCUGGAUGAGAGUCCAUCAGAUGCAUGUAGUUUCAGGUAUAUAUACAAAAGGGAGGGGAGGCAGGAGGAACGGGUGAGUACUGAGGUCAGAGGAAAAUGAAAUGCAAAAAAAUGUAAACAGUGACCAUUUAAAUAGAGGUAGAAUCUACGUGAAAUAAGCAAAAUGAUUGUAUUAGCAUAUAUCCUUAUGAUAUAAACACCACAUCAUCUUAUGUUAAUAACCCACCCUCAGGCCACAUCGGCUUCAACAUAACAUGACAUCCGUGUAAGAUCCUAAUAUCUCACAAUCCUACAAAUGAGUUUUUGAUUGCUUGGAACCUUCCCUCAAUGCAACACAGAAUGGGAUUUCCCCAUCCUCCUCCUUAUCUCUGCAGCCCCCCCCCCUAAGAAAAACUACUUGGGGGUUGGAGGGCCCUUGGGAAUUGUUUAUGGGUUAUCUUGUGGGGUUGCAAAUAAAGAGGGAGUUGUCCCCCUUGCACUUUUAGCAGAUGGGUCAUAGCUUUGCAUGCAAAAAGUCUCAAGUUCAGUCACUGGAGUCUGUAAGCCAGUGUGGUGUAGUGGUUAAGAGCGGUAGUCUCGUAAUCUGGUGAACCAGGUUCGCGUCUCCGCUCCUCCACAUGCAGCUGCUGGGUGACUUCUUUGAAGUCUCUCAGCCCCACUCACCUCACAGAGUGUUUGUUGUGGGGGAUGAAGGGAAAGGAGAAUGUUAGCCGCUUUGAGACUCCUUAAAGGGAGUGAAAGGUGGGAUAUCAAAUCCAAACUCUUCUUCUUCUCUUCUAAGUAGGGCUGUGAAAAAAUUGGUAUAAGACAACUUCCUCUGUUGCUCAUAUACUCAGAAGCUCCCUAUACGGUCAAAGCACCAGUAGGUAGAAGCUUCCAACACAUGUUUAGGUAGGUAAAGGAAAAGGAUCCCUGGAUGGUUAAGUCCAGUCAAAGGCGACUAUGGGGUGCGGCGCUCAUCUUGCUUCAAGCCGAGGGAGCUGUCGUUUGUCCACAGACAGUUUUUUGGGUCAUGUGGCCAGCAUAACUAAACCGCUUCUGGCACGCAGAGGACCGUGUCUGAAGCCAGAGUGCACAGAAACGCUAUUUACCUGUAUAUCAAAUCUACGUAGGAAAAAGGAUCAUAGGAUCAUCACAUUUUACAACCUGUAAACACUUUGAACAGAAACGCCUUGUGACAUGUGAAGCAAGUAUCAGAGGUUUCCAAGACCAUAUGCAGUCUGAAAAUGCCUUCCCUUAAGGCUUGAAUUUGUACACACAUUCCACGAAGGUCAGUGAACCUGAUGUUUUGUGAGACCUUUAUGAGGAUCUCCUACCGUACUUUGUUUUUCCCCUUGUAAGGGGAAAGGGGAGCUGUCUCUUCCCUCUGACACCUAACAGCCACAACUGGUUUGUUUCCUCUCUUCCAGGGCCAGAAGGAGCUCUUUGUGAACAUUCUAUAGAAACACCACUCAUUAAAGGUGUUAGAGGUCUUGACAACGCUAAAGAGCUGAGGUAAGUAUUUGUCUCAAAAGCAAAUAACCUCUUAUGCAUAAUCAGGCCCUGCAUGGCCAUAUACACAGUAUGUCAAAAUGACAAAUAAAAAGAAUUGAUCUGUAUAGGUGUAUUAACUACAGCUUCAUGUAACAGAGGAGGAAUCUGAUGUGAUAGCUCUGUCCAUGGAAUGGAAUUAGUUUUACGUGAAAGUCACAAACAUGACCAUAUUAAGCUGCUCUUCCAGAGUUAAAAUCGGGUUUUCUCUGAAGCUAGUAACCCAAGUACCUAAAGGAGCAAUUCCUUGAAUAUCAGCCAUCUCGGGCCCUACAUUCUUCUUGGAGUCAACUGUGGGUUCUCCCCAGUUAGCGUUGUCCCAACAAGGCCUUUUCAGUGGUUGUUUCCUAUCCAUGGGUGAUGACAGUCAGGUGUGCAUGCAGGAGCCAGGCCCUGUGACCAAUAGGACUUUGCAGGACUGAAGCCUUCCUAAGUUUGUUCUGAAGAGGCAAGGCGCAGCCUCACAGGUGAGGCCGAUUGGUAACUCACAGCACCUGGUGGUAAAAGCUGGGAAGGGAUAUAAGGUCAGCAUUUCCCUUUGGCUCUUUGCCACAGCAACACACUUCCUGCCUUGCCGUGUUCGGCUUCUUGCUUCCUGAUCCUUGAAGCUUGGCUUCUUGACUCCCAGCUCUCUGGCCCUCGGACUCUUGGCUUCCUGACUCCUGGUUUCUGGACCCCCAUUCCUGCUCCCACCUCGCCAUCUUGUCCCCGGUCCCGACAUCCUCAGCUGGGACUUCGAUCGCCCGUGAACCAGACUGUGACACAGACACUGGUUUAGAAUUGAGACAACAUGAAAGUGGUUUCAUGUAAAUGUUCAUUAGCACGGGAGACAGAACAGAACCCCGAGGGACCCUGCAGGCCAAUUGCCCAAGUGUCAAACAGGGGUCGUUCCCCACCUCCAGCACCACUUUCUGGGUUCAUCCUUCCAGAAAGGAUCAGACCCACUCUGUAAAACAGUGCCUCCAAGUCCUGUCUUAGCAAGGUGGCCCAGAAGGAUACUAUGGUUGAUUGCAUCAAAAGCCACAGAGAAGUCCAGCAGCACCAACAAGGACACACAAUCCAAAUCCUGGCGUAAGUCAUCCACCAAGGCAAACCAAAGCCAUCUUUGUUCCACAACCAGGCCUGAAGGCAGCUUGAAAUGGAUCUAGGUCAGGCAUAGGCAAACUCGGCCCUCCAGAUGUUUUGAGACUACAAUUCCCAUCAUCCCUGACCAUUGGUCCUGUUAGCUAGGGAUGAUGGGAGUUGUAGUCCCAAAACAUCUGUAGGGCCGAGUUUGCCUAUGCCUGAUCUAGAUAAUACAUCUCCUCCAGAAACCCCUGGAGCUGAGAUGCCUGUUUAAAGGUGCAUAAUGCACUUGUUCAGCAAAAACAUGUUGUCUCAAAAAGUAGAAGCUGCAAAACAAUUUCCAAGCAUGGAAAAUAAGCUCAUGUAAGAGCUGCCCAGGUUGAAGAGGCCUGAAAUGCAAACCAACUGCUUAGACACCCACCCACAGGCUGGUCAUGCUAGCCAGAAACACAAUGGAAUGUGUGUCUCAGAGCUGCAGGCUGCCCACACAAUGUCCAGAUCCAGAUCUGAACUAGGCUGGGCUGUUACAUAAAUUCCCUAUGGCAAGAAGCAGCAGCAUGAAGAAGCAAGUUUGCUUCUGUCCUUCUCAAUUGCCGUGUCUGCCCUGCAGUUUUGUUUGCUGGUGAGGAAAUGCACCCGGUUACAUUCCCCCACAUAUUUAGGCGAAUGGCUUUCGGUAGCUGCCAAAAUCCGACUGCUCACCACAUCUAGAAAAGGAUUUUUCUCAUGUUUAAAGCAGCAGAGAUCCUGGGGUUUCCCUCCCCCCCCCCUUUCUCUUUCCAGAUGUGGCUUGGCUCACUUGCACGAGCCACCUCAAGCUGUUUGCCUUGUAAACUAGGUUCCAGGGCCAUGAAGUAGUAGCUGUGCUAAGACUGUGCUGAAAGGCUCUCAAAGAAAUGAACAAGGUGAAUGGGGGCACGGGUACAAUGAUGAAAAAAUAGUGCGAAACAAAACAAAUACUCUGGUUAUAAUGAAAGAGACAAAAAUUUGAGGAAAGGAUGUCAAAUGUUUUGACUAGAUAAGGGGUCAGCAAACUUUUUCAGCAGGGGGCCAGUCCACUGUCCCUUGGACCUUGUGGGGGCCGGACUAUAUUUUGGAAAAGAAAAAAAAUGAACGAAUUCCUAUGCCCUACAAUUAAACCAGAGAUGCAUUUUAAAUAAAAGGGCACAUUCUACUCACGUAAAAACAGGCUGAUUCCCAGACUGUCUGCGGGCCGGAUUUAGAAGGCAAUUGGGCCGGAUCCGGCCCCCAGGCCUUAGUUUGCGUACCCAUGGACUAGAUGAAUCACAGAACAAUUUUGCCUACAGGCAUAGCUUUUGCCCUUAAAAACCAGAAGCAGAGUGCCAAACAAAAUAAGUUUAUUCCCUGCCUUUCUUCCAGUAUGGGGCUCAGUGUGACAUACGCAACAGUCUUCCAAACACUCUCUCAUCGUGGUACUGACCACACACAUGCAUUUUUAGUUUUGGUGCUUCCUUUGCUUUCGGGCUACAUUCCAGUACUAGUGGUGCCUAUAUUUGGCUGGAUUGUGAAUACUUGUUUGCAUUCAGAAGUGAUUCACUUCCUAUUGAUUCCUCCAUUGAAGAAAGUUGGGCUAGAUGACCCUCUGUGUCCCUUCCAGCUCCACAAUUCUAUGAUUCCAAGUUGAUGUCAAACUGACUGCUGUCCUUUGCUGCCACCUUGUGGCACUACUGGUUUUCAAGGCUCUUGAGUAUCAUAAUUUGUUUCCUGGCUUCACUUGAGUUUAAGGUUUACAAAGUGAGAAUUAAUUUUGUGGCUUCUCUUUACAGAGGUUUUAAUUCUCAAAGCUUAUUCAAUCUGUACAACAUGUUUUACAGUAGAACCAGCUCUCCCCCUAUCCAAUUCCUGACAUGAGUCAUCCACUGGCAACCAAAGCCAAAUAGAUGCACCUUGAGCACCAGUUUUGCCCCUAGGCCUGAGGUUUGCUAGCCCUGAUUUGAGGGAGUAGCAUCUUUAGCAGGACCUGUCUGUAAGGGAGCUCCCUGAAAGACAUUGUGUGCCUCCAUCUCUCUCAGCUUCUCCAGGGUUAGCUGCCUUGGCCUUAAUGGAACAAACUCAUUGCAGCAAGCCCACACUUUUGCUGCAAUACUGCAAAACCUCAGGGGAAUCCCACCCACUCAUUGGCUUUCCACUUUUCUAUCCUUGCGUUGCUUCAUGUCAAAGAUAAUGUAUUGGAUUUAUGUGGCGUGGGAAAUAGGCUUUUGUCUGCAACUUCAAUAACUAUCUUUUAAAGAUGGUUGUAUUUUCACUCCCCUAAGCUCUGUUCCUUAUUGUCAAAACCUUUUUUACCUUGUGAACAUAGUGGGGCAAUCUGCUCACAGAGGAACAACUUUCUAAAUAUAUCCAGGUAGCUAGCUACUCUACAGAGCCUGUGACCCAGGUCGUUGAGUUAUGCUACUCAAGUUUAGCUUCUUAAAAAAGGCAUGUCACACACACACACACACACACACUGCUACAGUCCUAGGACUAUUCAGGCAGUAGAGAUGAUUCAGCUGCCACAACUACACCAGGAAUCUGGCACAGGCCACCACCACAUCAUGGAACAUUGUCUUGCUGGCUAACAGUAACUUCUAGGAAGAAUCAGCUGCCAGGCUAGAAUUCUAAACUCUCACUUGGAAGUCAAUACCCCAUUAAAUCGGUAUCACUUGCACUAAAAUAGCCAUCAUCAACACCUCUUUUUUACUUAGGCUUUUGGAUAAUGUGAAGCUAUUGUGGCCUGUUGCUGGUUGUUUCAUCUGCUGCAUUCUGUUUGAAAUUUUUUUAAAAGUUUAUAUUUAAAAUUGCCUUACGGUAAUUGAUUUUACAAUAUGGUGUUGACCUGCUUUGCAUCAUGUUGUUGUUGUUGUUGUAUUAUGAUGGACAGGCUUAUAAAUUAUAAAUAAAUGCAAUAAAUAAAACCACAAUUUAUUCAGAUGCUGAGAUCUUCCUUCUGGUUUCUUUCAGGCUUGAAUCGCCAACUCGGUCUCUCACCAUGGAUGCUCCACGAGGGAUUAAUAUUAAAGCCGAAAGUGGGACUAUUACGGCUCUUUCUCAUCUGGAUAUCAAGUUGCAGAGCAGCGAUAGCAUGGUGAGAUUUUAAUUAUUUCUUAAUCUACCAUCAACAAACGAUCCAUUUACAAUUGGUAUUCAGAACAACAGCAUUGACAUUUCAGACAUUGGGCUGUCUUCCUACCAGUUUCCUGCUGGUUUUAGUUUCAGCAAAAUAUGAGAACUAUGCUGGCCCUAAGUAGUUGGUGAUUUUCACGAAGAGCCAACUAAUCCCUUGCAGUGCCUGUUACUCCAUUUUAUCUAAAUGUAUAGUCACGCUAUCUUGAUGGUGAAAUGACCAAUCAACAUAUUCAGAACUCAGAACUAUCUAAUAUUCCAUUCAGCUGUUAUCAAGUUCCCAUUCUAAAAUAUGAACAUUUUCAUUUGCUUCAUUUCCCGGCAAUUAUAGAGCAUUUUGCACUCAGUUAUCUUGCCCUCCAUGAAGGAGCUUGGUGCUGUGGGAAUAAAGUCUACUGACACAAAGCCCUAUUGAAAUUUGUCUUUUGCAUUGAGGUCUCAGCCAUGUUUCACGUCUGGGCUAUGUUUGUUAAGGUGUCAGCAACCACAAAAAAAUUAAGAGUUUCCCCAACUUGGGGAAUCGUCAGAGGUUUUGUUUAAAUUUGCAAUGUGGCUACAGUAGAAAUUAGUUUUAAAAGGGAACCUCUGAUGUACAUUUAAUCACCACAAUUGAGUCAACGUUUAAUUUAUUGGGCCCAGCACAUGCCAACAGUUCUAUGUAGGCAUGGCUCCAGUGGGUUCUCAGGUCUACAAAACUUGCACUGUAAUAAAUUAACCUUUAAGAUGCCACCACACUUUUUGUUCCGAAGUUACUGCUACACAAACAAAUCCAUUCGUGUCUGUCUUUCUUCCAUGCAGCUUAUGCUUAAUGCUGGACUGCGGCUGCCCAAAUUGCCUCAAGGAACAAGCGGAGAUUCUGAGAUAUCCUUUGGGCUCUAUGAAGUCUGUGUUUGCACAGAUGGAAAGUUGUACUUGGCAGUGGCUGAUGUCGUUUCCACUUGCCUGUAUUAUAGUCAGGCUUGCGAGAUGAGCAGCUAACACCCCACGCUGCGUGCUUCCAGCCUGCUGCUAUUUUCAUGUGGGAUUCGGUCACAUACAGGCAAGCUCAGGUUUUGCAGUUGAAGUUGGUGCCCUUCCACACGUACCCAUUUCCCCAAAACUAUCAGACUUCUUGUGACAUGGGAAAAUGCAUUGGAAAAUGUGAGAUAACGCUUGCCGUAUCUUCGUAUAAUAUCCCCGCAAACAAAUCAGAAUGAAUGUCAAUAAACAGCUUGUCUGGACUACUUUCUUUGGCUGUUUUUAGUCAGGUUUUGUAGUAGCGUCUAGAGUCACUGAUGCUACUACACAGCACAGAAAUGCAACAUUUACAUUUAAAAUCGAAAUGCAUCAAAUUGAAUUGUAUUCAGCAUAGAACUAAGGAGAACAUUCCUCCAACCUUCCAGAGCAGAUGUGGGGCAGUGCAGGUCACACAGGAGAGAGGGACAAAGUCCCAUUGGAAUAGCGUUAAUUCAAUGCAAAUGUUUAGCUGAACACCACCCAAAAUAUAUGGAAGCAGGUCUACCAAAAGUGCAUGGGGGCGGGGGGUGGAGCUCUACAGCAGAAAUGGAGAACCCCAGGCCCAGGAAACAAAUACAGUGCCCCAGGCCUUUUGCUGGCCCCACUCCAUGUUCUUGAGAUCUUUUGCCUGGCUGAAAUGUGUCCUUGAACUGUGAUCACGCCUUUUGCUUGUCUGUCUGAUACAAAGGCCUGGAUGGAGAGGAGUGGGUGGGUGGAUGCAGAGACCACUGUCACAUGCAUAGUGGAAUGUACUGUAGCUUACUAUGCAAAGGAUGAGAGUCAGGCCCGUUGCUCUGCCCCGUUUUGCCUCUGACCCCAUCCACCACUGGCAUGCAACCCCUGGAAGACUGCCCACAAAGCAAUACGGCUCUCAGAUUGAAAAAGGUUCUCUAACCCUGUUGUAAAUGCAGAAAGGGAAAGGUAGAUGAGCUGGGCAGUUCUUCCAUGCACAAUUCCCCUUCUCUGUUACUCCAUAUGGUAUGGCCAUCUGAGGUCCCCUGCUCUGGCUUGCUUCAUGGACCACAAAGGAAGAGAAGGUUAGCCCUGAGUACUCUUUCUAUCCGUUAGUCCCCAGAAAUAACUUCUACUCAUCCUCGUGAGGCAGUGCUCUCCGCAGCAUAUAAAAUGAAACACAGUAGCAAAUACAGGUUAAAAUUGAUUUAUCACAACACUGGAUUUGUGAACUUUAGAGGUUAAUAAAUAUGCAUUUUUAAUGUUGCUGGGUUUUUUAUAUUAAAAAACACAAAGUAAAUUUACUAUGAACGUCCUAUGAUGAAAUUAUUUGGUGUUUUUUUAAAAAAGAUGUGGGCAGAAAAAUAUGAAUAUACUGGAAUAGUUAGUUUGAGAUCAUGAUGGCAUUAGAAUGAAAUAGCCUCUGCAUGAAAAAGUAAAUCUGCAAUGGUUCGCCAAAAGCAAUUGGGGUAGUAAAUCAAUGAAUACACAUUUUAUCAUCACAAAAAGAGCAGCAGGGAUGGGAAAGAGGGCCUGGUUGAUUCACCAAAGUGAGUUCUUCCCCUCUGCUAAAGGUCCUGGUGAAAGAAGUCUCAUAUAAAUAUACAUAAAUAUUCAACACACCAAUUUGAAGAAUCUUCAAGUUUAUUAUUAAAAUCAUUUUAUGGCACUUAACAACAGAAAUAAUCAUACGGCUUUGCAACCAGAAGGUUCAAAGCCUAGAUUUUCUUGAGAUAUUUUCUACACUGAAAGCCCUUUUAUUAUUUACACAUUUUCUUAAAGAGCUUUUGUCAACUAUUUUGUCCUUCUGUAUUGCAAUAAUUUUGGUUGUAAUUUAUCUAACCUCAUCUUACCCCUAUUUUAUUUUACAUUCUUUACAUAAAAUUAUAGUUUCAGUGUACUAAUCAAGUAAAUAAUUGCGACAGUUAGGUAAUAAUGGAACAUAAAUACUAUCCACAGCAGCUUUAUUUUACAUGUUGUCAUGAUUUUCUUUACAAAUAUUGAAUAAUUUACAUGGCAUUAUCAAAAGUAUUACAAUUUAUAAAAGAAAAAUUAUGAACUAAAAAUCAGACAUCUCAUGUGCCACAGUGUGAGACAAAAUCAAAAAGCAUAACAUUGCAGCACCAUUUAAUAUGUAAUAAAAAAUUAUCCCACUGUAUACCAAAAUAUUUUAUGACAUUAUACUAUUUCCAAGGAUGGCUCAUGAGAAAAAUAUAUAAACAAAACAAAAAGCUGAAGUAAGACUACUUAAAAAAAAAAAAAAGAGUUUUGGUGUGCAGUUUCCGUUUCAAAAACCCUAAAGAAAAUCAAGUAUUUUACUAGGUAAUGCACAUGCAAUUCUCAUUCAACAAAAGAUGUAACAAUGUCAAAAACACAUAAGGUAUGUUAUAAGAAAAUAAGUCUUGUGUUUAAGUCAUCAAACAUUAAGGAAUAAAAUACUGUGCUGUGUCAAAGGUCCCUUAGCAACCUCUGAUGUAAUGUUUGAUGUAAAACUGCAGCAAAUCUAUAAAUCAGAUCCUGCAGAUCGUAUUACUGUGAGUGAAAUGAAUGUCCAUAGCAAACAAAUGAAUACACAGAAUGCUUCAAAGUGACUUUUCUCCAAACUUUUCAAUUCCUUAAAAGAGAGUAACAUACUCAGUCUUACAUUAGUACACUGAAAAAUGACACCACCUCAUACGAUAAAACUGAAUGGAUGCAAUCUGGGGAUACAUACAUAUAUAUCUCUGCACAUACAAACAGAUUUUACCGACAUAGUCCUAGGCUUUGGUUACAUAAAGUGCAGUUCAGCCCUGUGAAUUUUACCGUUGUACUGUGUACAUAACUAUAUUUUACAGCUCAGUCUCCCUGCAAAUCUUUAAAUACAUGUUCUACAGUUUUGCUAAUAAGAAGCUGUUGCUUAAAACAAGAUUAUGUAACAUUUAAAUCCUGUGUACCUUGGGCUGAACAAGAUGUUCACUACCAGAUCCGGGGAUGUCAUCAAACUGUUGCAAAGCAGCAGUGGGAAAGCACAAUUUACAAUGGAGAAAUGUCUGAGAGCAUAGAGCCAAUUAAUCCUUCUGCCUAUCACUUUCCCUUUGCAACAUGCCCUCAUGUUCCCCAGUCAGGUCCCAGGCGCUCAUUUGCUUUGUUACAGGAGAAAAUGGGAGGUCACAAGAAAGAAGUGUUGGGCCAAGGAAGGAUUAAAAACUCCCAUCAAACACUUUUCUACUGUAAAUCGUGUCCUUCCCCGGCUGCUUUUGCAGCAAAGCAUGUUCAGUGAUAGUCGAGUUUCCCAAAUCCAGGUCUGCCAUGGAACAUCUAAUUUGGCCCUCAUUGCCACAGAAAUAGAUGCAUUUUAUUUAUAAGCUGCUAGGAACUGCAUAGCUUCCAAAGUACAGUAACUGCAUGAGUAAGUCACAUUUUAUUCCAUCACAUUAGUAUAUAGCUUUUGCUAGCAAAAGUGAAUUCAGAUCUUAUCACAUCUGUGACCGUGAUUUCCUCCCCCCACCCCCACUGCAUAAGAGGAUGACGCCCACCCCUGUCACACAAAGCUGUAUGGUUGGUUGCAUGACACAUCAAACAGUAGCAUGCCACCCAAAAACAAUAGCUUGGAGAAAACUGGCUGGAAACAUGGCAUGUCUAUAUGAAACCACCAUGUCUUUAACCUCAUACCUUUUGCUGUAUAAAAUUUUCAAGUUUUAUUAUAAUGCAUGCUGUACACUCCAUCACUCUCAUAGCAACUUCAGAAGUGAACCUGUCAUUUGGAAUCUGCGGAAAAGGAAGGAGGUCUGGAUAGCGAGUUUUUAAGCUAUCGACUCCAUAUGCUUCCAGUGUGUGGACAUCAUUUGUAAGGCCUUCAAGCUGUUGGCUAUAUUCCUCAAUCUUUUGUGCCAGUGCAGUGGGUUUCACAUCUUUAUCAGACUUGCCCCUUACGGCAUAAUCGGCAGCAAUCAAAGCAAGCUUGGUAGACAAGUAACAUUUAAAACAAACCCAUUCGUUGGCAUUUUUAUGAAGGUCAUUUCUUGCUGCUGAAAAGUUUGCUCUAGCUUGCCGUAACCACCUACGGGCCUCAACGGGAUUUCCAACUGACUUGAAUGUAGGUGGCAUAAAAAACCGCUGGGAAUAUGAAGGACCUGUAGAAGAUGGACAUUUCUCUUUAGACUGUUGUCUUUCAGAUUUGUGACUUGUUGCUUCCUGGUUCCAUGAAGUAUAAAACCUUUGAAAUGAAAAUUUGUCUGAUUGAAAUCGAGAAGCUGAUGAUGAAAAUGUUCUUCUGGAUGCCCUAUCUGCAUUCUGGUCAAUAAAAGCCUGCUUUUCUAAUCUGUUGAUCUCAUUUUGUAAAUGCUUGAAAACUUCAUUGGCAAUAUCAAGGUUCUCUGCAUUUUUGUCUGGAUGCCACUUAAGAUACAGCCUUCUUAUGAUCUUUUUCCUUUCAGAUUCUGGAAGCUUCCAAGCUUGUUCCAUCACAGAUGUAACUUCCCUCAAAAUCUCUGAUAAAGAAUUUGCUUUAGCCUUUUUGGGAGAAUGAUGUUUAGAUGAAGAGGAGGAGGAGGAGGAGGAUUUGUGACUCUCUCUUCCAGGAAAAUGAGGAGGAAUUGUUCUUGGUCCAUGCGGUAGAAAUUCUGUGGGACUUGUUGGAGUAGAUGGUGCACUGCCCCUGCUCUGAGAACUUUCAUCAGGCCUUGAGAAUUUGUACAAAUCAAGAGAGCUCACUAUCUUGUACUCGCUGUAUCCAAUGUCAAUCUGAUAAAUCUUGCCCAGGAAACUGGAAUUUUCAUCAUCUUCCCUUUCUACUUCUUGCACAAUGAUAGCAUAUGUAUAGGUUGGAUGGUACGACCCAUAGAUAUCACCACCUUCAGCAUCAACAAGAUAGCCAACGUAUUCACCAGGAUAGAAAACAUUCAUUGGAUCCAUAAGAAGAGUAUAGUGGAUUUCAGUUGGUAUAGGAGUGCCAGGCAUAGGUAGUUCAAGCUUUGAUGGUUCUGAAGAGUCAUACUUCACACCUAAACUGUCAAGCUUCUCACUAAUUCUAUAAAUAUCAUUGCAACCCAACAUAGCAAUCAAAUAGGAUGUAUCAGAAAUCAGAUUAUCAGUUGCAGAUUUCAGGGUCAUUGCUAAUGCUAGAAGGAAAUUGAUGUCUUUGCUAUCUGAGUGCUGUAUAUAGAGCAAUAUUACUGCAUUUCCAUAUCUCUUUAAAAAGGCGAAUGUUUCACUUCUGCUGUGAGGAAUAGGAGCAAAACCUUUAACUCUCAGUGUUGUUUGCAACUUCUCAAAACAAGAAACUUUCAAGCCUUCUCUCAAGGUUUUGCAAAGUUUUAUGGCUUUCUCUUCAUUGGCUAAGAAUGCAUUGUCAUUUUCGUGUUUCAUAAUUCUAAUUAGUCCCGUGAUGAACUGUUCAGAAGACAGCAGUAACUGGAGCCUGCCUUGGAGAGAACAAAGUGCUCCAAACUGACAAAUUUUUGGUGACUCUUCAUCCAACUGCUCCUCAAGGAUACUGCUGAGGAGACGGGGUCGCAGCUUCUGAGGAAACAGCAUUAUCAGUUUGGUGUGAAAACCAUGGUCUUUUCCUAAGUAACACUGGCUAAGAUCAACAAGCAUUUGAACACCAAUGUUUCCUUGUAUUCUGCUUUUGUAAUGUGGGGCAUCAUCAAAAACUAAGAUGCUUGAUUUUACCAAUCUACCAUCUUGGCUUGGAAGAUAAAGAGCCAGAUCUCGCACAUUUUCAAGGUCAUUUCUAACCUUCACAGAAUCAUUUUGAAGGCUUUUAAACAGGCCAGAAACAACUCGUUUAACAGUACGCAUUUCAUUAGGAUCAAGCUGUUUUCCUUCAGAGUUCUUGAAGAUGCGACUCAGAACCUCAACAUACUGCUUUGUUGAAAUAACAUCUUCAGUGCCUAGGUGUUUAAAUAGUUGGUGGAAGGUGCCAAGUUCUAAUGGAAGUUUGUACAAGUAAGGUUUGAAGUCAGAUUCAUACUCAAGAUUUAUUACGACUUCCUCAGGCUUCAGCAGCUUCCAACCUUCUUCAACCAUCACAAAAGCAACCCCUCGAAGCUGAAACCGGAAUUCUCUUUUGUCUGUACUAAGAAAUUCAUAGAUGCUCCUUAGGACUUUAACCCUUGUUUUUACCAUAUCUUCAUCCAAAGUUGUUAUAUUACAUAUAUUUCUGCAGUUAUUUAUAACUUUGUCUAGAGGUGGGUCCAAGUUCACAUUAAGCAUAGUCAAAACCUGCUCAAGUUGUUCCUGUGGACCAAGACUGCUUCCUUCUUGUUCUUUGAUACUUAAAGGCGUAGCUUUUUCUGGAAGGAUAGGACACGAUGUCCAAAGGAGCUGCAAAACAUCACUCUGUUUGAAUUUUGGGUUUACUUGGGCUCCACUGAACUUUAUAAGAGGGAGUGUUCCAUUAACCUCUUGAUACUGUGGAUGGAAUCUUACAAUUUCUGCCGGAGCACGUUCUGGACACAAGAAUGCUAUUAAAGACAAUUCUUUAAGGAAGUUUCCAGAUAGCAAAUCAGUUCUUUCUUGAAAUAUGUGAUGAAGGAGGACAUCCACUGUAUUCUGCAGUGUAUCCUUAGUCCAGUUUUCAGUGUUGGCUCUCAUACUGAUCUCUUUAGCAAACUGCAGUAACUGCUGCUGGGAAAUUACAUAUUUUAGUCCCAUAUUUCGGAGAAAUGCUACCCAUGAUGCAAGGAAUGCAGCACGGUUUUUUGGUUUUGUGAGCUGCUCCAGUUUCUUAAAGAAGUCUUGGGGUAUAAACAGCUUUUCGGGAAGCAUAACUUCAAAAACUCUUACGGUCCUAUCAUAAAAAUGUUUUGCAGGUUUUAAUCUAUUGCACGCAUCAUGAAUUAUCAAAAAGCUCUCUAGCUUCUCAAACAGCUGUUCCUUUAUUUCUAAAGAUUCUUCAAUGCUAGAGAGCCUGUUCUUUAAGUAAAUCAGAUGUUCUAGUUUUGCAUCAUAAGACAGACUUUCAAUCUUUGGUAAAAGAUGCUUCAAAUAAACUUCAAGGUCAUCUACUGGAACACACCCAAGUACAGUGUACAGGUCUUUUAAAUGGAUUUUCUCUUCCAGAAAGGCAGCUGAAGAUGACUGUGUCCAUCUAUCCACUUCAACAGAGGGGAUAGUUCUUGUGAGUACAUAACAUGCUCCACAUUUUGAAAUGCUGAUGUAUCGUCCACUGAUAGAUUUGUAGCACGGAAGCAACCUCAAAAUUUUAAUGUCGUCCUCAGAUGUCAAAUGACUUAGGUUGCAGUUGAAGUACAUCAGGAGGGCCUCAAAAUCAUUCUCGGCUAAUUUUUCAGUCUUAAAUGUUGAUGUCUGAACCAUGUAAUGUAUGGCUUUUAAAAUGCUUGAAGGGUUGUCUAUAUUUGCUGUGUGUCCUGACAAAAGGGGCACUAGAGCAUUGUCCUUGGAGCAAAUUUUGUUCAAAGCAAGUUGAAUACAACCAGUUUUCAUCAAAGCAUGAAAAACUUUAUCAGUCUGAGAAUUUGGGAACAGAGCUAUAUGCAUGAGACUGAGCGGAAGCAGGACAUCGCAAUCUGGUACAACAAGCUGAUUAGAGGAUACGGUAAAUUUUGUACCUGGAAGCAAUGCCCAGUCCUUCAAAGUAUCAACAACAGCAUCAAAUGUUGGUUUUGCAUCUUCCUGGUCAUCUUUCACAUUUACAGAUUCACCAAUAAAAUGCCACGUGUUCUUCAGCCAUGAUUCACUUGCAAAAUUCUCCUUCCAUCUCACACAACCUCUGGUUUUGUAUUCUCUUGGCAAGACAGAAGGCAACAAAUCAGCAAAGCUGGUAAUAUCAAAGACUUUUGCUACAUUGCAUUUCAGUAAAAUAUUGCUGUACCGCAAGUACAGUGUGUUCAUAAACAGAUCUUUACGAGACGGAAUCAGUUCAUGAUAGGUAGUUAAGAAUUUUGGACGCUUUGAAUCAAAAAUUUGCAGUACACUAUCAAGUGUAAUGAGCAGAGGCAAUCCUUCAAUGAGGAUUUCAUUUUCUUCUGUGUCUUUAAAACAGUAGUCAACAAGAAGUUUUAAACUGUGGAAAAGCUUUAAAUUUGUCUGCUGAAGUCGACAAGGCAGCUUUCCAAUGUGGCAAUUAGAAUCCGGAGAGGAAAAUGUCAUCAAAAAUGAUCGGACAUCAGCUGAAGUCACAUAGCUCACUGGAAUAUCUGCAUCCACAAGACAGUGAUAAAGAUUUGCAGUUUCAUCACAGCUAUAGAUCAAGUUGAAGCCAAUUUCUAAGAGGAGAUGUUUGAGUCUAUACACAUUUUCUGCUACUGUUUUGCGUGUUGUAAUGUUGUACUCUACAUUUUUGAGGUGUUGCAACUCAUCUUGUAACAAAUUGUCAAAGAAUGGCCUAGCUUUGUUUGAGGUAGACAUAUUAACCCAUGUAAUGAUAAUUGCAGAAUGCAAAUCAGAGCCAUCGACAUUUGGAGCUCGCACAACAGGUAGGAGACGUUUGGAUUCCUCAUGAAUGCAGCUGUAAACUGCUUUCACUAAGCAAUACCAAUCAGGCUGCAGGUCAAGUCUGUUAACGGGGAAGAAGGACAGAAACUUUUUCAAAGUGUCUUUCACUGUAUGCAUAGAUGUGUUGUGUAGCACAGACACUGUUGGAUCGGUACCUUGAAAGUAACGUUUUUUCAGCUGAAUCAAAAGUUCUACAUAGGCCGGUGCAAUCAAUGCUGUCAUUAAACUAUUAUUCCAGUCACUUCGUACUCCAACUCCGUUAUCAUCACGCCACAGAUUUCGCCUGGCAGAAUCCAGGGCAAAGUGUCCAUUCACAUGAAAUGGUAACCCAGUUUCUAAGGACAGGGGUAAGAAACAAAAUGCCCUAUGAGGUUUUUUGUAGUUGUGAGUAAUACAUGCAGCAACUCCCCCUCGGGGGAAGAGAGUAAUGUCCUCAUUCUUAUGAGCUGAUACAACACUCUUGGAUACCUUUUCAAUGUUGGAAAAACCUGACCUGUUGCAAAUUAACCAGGCUGUGAGGUUACCUUCAGAGUCUUCAGUAUCCAUAGUGUAAGUGAUUUGUUGCACAGGUAUCUUGCUAAGCUCUUUCUUCUUAGUGACACUGUCAAUUACAGAAGCAUGGAAUUGCUUUCGUUUCAGUCUAUCGCCAUCAGUUACUUUUCCUGUUACAGAAUAUAACACAUUAAGUGCUCCUGUUGUUUUCUCUAUUUCACAAAUAGAAAUUUUUUCCAUGUGGUUCAAAAACAUCAAGAGUUCUGCUCCAUCUGUACGCAGCUUAUCUAGAAGAUUUUGCACCAUUCUGUCUGAGCAUGGCACUGGGGAGAUUUCGGACGUUUUUGCCAUUUCUGUAUUGCGAAGUGGAAAUCUAAACAUUGUGCAGUUUUCUAGUUUAAAGUGAUCUCCUAAAUAGAGAUCCAAGACAUCUGAGAACUGUGUUCUGAAAUCAGCAUCCAGGUCCCUGAACAUGCGUCCUGGACUAAUUGAUGUUGCACCUGGUGCAUAUCUGGCAUGAGGAUCAAAGAUACAAAGAAUAUCAUUACCAGAAAUGAAAGAAGGACAGUCAGUUAUGUGAUACACGGAAUUGAAGCCUAUACCAUACUGGCCAGUUUUACAUGGAUUGCCUUCUUUAGUGCCUUUUCCAAGAUUCUGAAUUCCUCUAAUGUCAUCUUCAGUAAAAGGCUGAUUGUUGAAGACGCACAGUGCAGGCCCUUGAAGUGGAGACCAUUUUUCAUCAAAUAUUCUAUCAACUGGAUGUUGUCUAGGAUCAAACACAAAGCAAACUUCUGUAGCUUUUGCAUCAUCCGCAUUCUGAAGGAGCUCUUUCAGCAUUUCUUUUUCUGAUGGAUAUGCAUUAAGAAUACUUUUAAUUCUGCUUGUCAGUUUUUCUUUCUGCCCAAAUUCAGUCCCAAGGGUAGUAAAACAAAUGUUUGAUGCAUACCUUUCUAAGGCUUUAUGUCGCUUGGGUACUGCUCCAAGCUUUACUGCUACUUCUCUAGGGAUGUCGGCAUGACAGUACUUUACAGUUGUAUCUUUCACUUUGAUCCAAGGGCAGUCAUUGUAACACAAAGUAUUAGCAUGUAGAAGGGCAAGAUGAGUAUCCGGUAACAAUAUCUCGCCAUACUGUUUUUCACAAAAUUCUUGCUUCUUUUCUCUAAUGAGGCCCCAUAUUCCUUCACUGAUGAUUCUUCUAGAAAGCUGGAAAUUUUCUUCAGUCAGUGGUUUAGUUCCUCUUUCCUCAUUAAUUAACUCAAGAACCAGAGCAAAAUCUUCUACUGUAAAAGCAUGACGCACGCCUACGCUUUCAAAUAGCUCACGAAAGCUGUUUCUGUAUUUAUUAGCCAGUUGAUGGAGAUAUGGCGCUGCCUCAAAGUUAAGAUGAAAAGACACCUUUGUGGGGUCAACAUAGCCAUUUUCAACAAGAAUGAAACUGCAGUUUUUCAGCUCUUCAAUUAUGAU